Molecule: messenger RNA, 435 nt
Organism: Pyrgilauda ruficollis (rufous-necked snowfinch)
Lineage: Eukaryota; Metazoa; Chordata; Aves; Passeriformes; Passeridae
Gene: IL21
Product: interleukin 21
Exons: 5
Coding region: 1-435 (144 amino acids)
Biological process (GO): positive regulation of natural killer cell mediated cytotoxicity; immune response
Cellular component (GO): extracellular region
Molecular function (GO): cytokine receptor binding
Source: RefSeq, a predicted model, not a curated record
AUGAAGAGGAUGAUUAUUUUCUGCAUGCUUUUCUUCUGCUCCACUAUGAUGUUGACUGCAGCUUCACCCAGAACAGUAAAAUACAAACAGAUUCUAAAUAAAAUUGGAGUCUUAAAAAGACUGGUGAAAGAUAAGGAUGCUGAAUUGCUGCAUACACCAGAAAACUUUGUGGAGGGAUGCCUGUCCACAGCUGUGACCUGCUUCAAGAGUGGGACCCUGAAAUUACAACCAGCAAGCAACCAAGAUAAGGGGGCGUUCACCAAAGCCAUUAGAACCGUGCAGAACUUUACCUACAGAAACUCUGGAAAGAACUGUGAGUUGUAUGAGAAAACAUGUGAAUCUUAUGAGAAGAAAACCCCCAAAGAAUUUCUGAAGGGCUUUGAAAAUCUUAUGCAAAUGCUAUACAAGAACGAAUGUAGGACACACCAGAGCUGA